Drosophila serrata is the source of this 1110-nucleotide messenger RNA. RefSeq names its product phospholipase A1 member A. Gene Ontology annotation, molecular function: serine hydrolase activity; lipase activity. The record is from RefSeq and is a predicted model, not a curated record. Gene Ontology annotation, biological process: lipid catabolic process. Lineage: Eukaryota; Metazoa; Arthropoda; Insecta; Diptera; Drosophilidae.
AUGUUGCUCGAGUGUGUGAAGAGACCGCGUUGUGCAUCUUUUUGGCUGCAGCUGCUCUGCUGGAGUCUUGCCCUGACCAACCUCGAAUUUGCCGCUGGCCAAAAUGCGGGAGUUGUGGCCGCAGCAGUGGCGGCUGGCCAAAACCAGACACAAGUCUAUGUGACGGAAUCUUGUCUGCAGAAACCGUACCGGUGUCCGCACCCGAAGAUCCAGUUCUACCUGUACACCCGGCGCACCCAGGAACAACCGGAAUUCAUAGAUGUCCUGGAUGCUAAUGCUCUGUACUAUACGCACUUUAAUCCGCGGCAUCCCACCAAGAUCAUAAUCCAUGGCUUUGGUGGCGGCAGAACUCUGAGUCCCAGCCCGGAUCUAAGAGAGGCUUAUUUUAGUGUCGGAGAGUACAACAUUAUUAUUGUGGACUAUGCCGAUGCGGUUAAGGAGCCGUGUCUUAGCCAGAUGGACUGGGCUCCAAGGUUCGGUAGUUUGUGCAUCUCUCAGUUGGUGAAGUAUCUAGCCAGGCAUCCUCGUGGCGUCCAACCGGAUGAUCUGCAUUUUAUUGGCUACAGUGUGGGUGCCCAUAUUGCCGGAUUGGUGGCCAACUAUCUGAAGCCUGAGGAGGGUAAGCUGGGCAGGAUCACAGCAUUGGAUCCAACGAUAUUCUUCUAUGCGGGAGCAAAUAACUCUCGGGAUUUGGAUACCACCGAUGCCCACUUUGUGGACGUGAUGCAUACCGGUGCCGGGAUCUUGGGGCAGUGGCACUCCAGUGGACAUGCGGAUUUCUAUGUCAACGGUGGCACCAGACAGCCCGCCUGUGUGGGAUCAGCGACCUUAUUUCAGACUUUGGCCUGUGAUCACACAAAGGUCACACCUUACUUUAUUGAGUCCAUAACCACGACACGGGGCUUCUAUGCGGGUCCUUGUCCCAACUUGUUUACCUAUUUGAUAGGAUGGUGUGAGCCCAAGGACUCGGAGUAUGUGCUAAUGGGGGAGCACUGUUCCCACAAAGCUCGAGGGAACUACUAUGUGACCACCAAUGCCAAGGCGCCCUUUGCUCGUGGCUUUCCGGGCAAGGGGCGCUCCAAUGGGGAGUACCAGGGAGUGCGGAGAUAA